This is a messenger RNA of Eleginops maclovinus (Patagonian blennie), 1461 nucleotides long. RefSeq names its product neuropeptide FF receptor 1 like 2 (gene npffr1l2). Gene Ontology annotation, molecular function: neuropeptide receptor activity; peptide binding. Gene Ontology annotation, cellular component: plasma membrane. The transcript is spliced from 3 exons. The record is from RefSeq and is a predicted model, not a curated record. Lineage: Eukaryota; Metazoa; Chordata; Actinopteri; Perciformes; Eleginopidae. Bases 1 to 1461 code for a protein of 486 amino acids. Gene Ontology annotation, biological process: G protein-coupled receptor signaling pathway; cellular response to hormone stimulus.
AUGGAGGUCCUGGACAACAUGUUUGAGGAAGGGAUGGCGUUGGAGGGAUCAGCCAGCACAGAAGCCAUUACAAACGGCAGCCUACAUGGCGUUGCAAACAUCACCAACAUCACCAACAUCACCUUUUUCCCGUACUAUCAACACUCCCUGUAUGUGGCCGCGAGCUACAUCCUGGCCUACUUCUUCAUCUUCCUGCUGUGCAUGGUGGGAAACAUCCUGGUGUGUUUCAUCGUGUUGGAAAACCGUUGUAUGCGCACAGUCACCAAUCUCUUCAUCCUCAAUCUGGCCAUCAGCGACCUAUUGGUGGGGAUCUUCUGCAUCCCUACAACUCUGGUGGACAACCUCAUCACAGGUUGGCCUUUUUCCAACUCUGUGUGCAAGAUGAGCGGGUUUGUGCAAGGAGUGUCUGUGUCUGCUUCAGUCUUCACCCUAGUGGCCAUAGCCGUUGAAAGGUUUCGCUGUAUAGUGUACCCUCUACAACCCAAGCCGACUAUACUUGUUGCGAAGGGAGCCAUCGUGUUUAUCUGGCUGCUAGCGGUGGUUAUCAUGUGUCCUGCUGCUGUGGCUCUGACUGUGGACAAAGUUCCUUUCCACUACAUGGUGCACAAUAAUGAUUUCAACCAAACGUUCCCCCUGUACACCUGCUAUGAAAACUUUGCCAACCCUCAGAGGAGAAGGGUUUACACGGCGGUUCUGUUUGCCCACAUCUACCUAGUGCCGCUCACCGUCAUCACGCUGAUGUAUGGAAGUAUCGGAAGCAAGUUGGGGUCCUCUGUGAUUGCAAACAGAGAACCACAGCUGGCCAACGCCACGGUGCAGGCUGGUGGCAGAAGGGGGGGCCAGCCGAUGAUUUCCCAGAAAAAGAUCAAGGUGAUAAAAAUGCUCAUACUGGUGGCUCUGCUCUUCAUGCUGUCCUGGCUGCCACUGUGGACCCUCAUGAUGAUGACUGACUACGCAGGCUUGGACAGGGACCAGUUGGACCUUCUGACCAGCUACAUCUUUCCCUUCGCCCACUGGCUGGCUUUCUCGAACUCCAGCGUCAACCCUAUCAUCUAUGGCUACUACAAUGAGAACUUUAAGAAGGGUUUCCAGGCUGUUUGCAAGUCUCGACCCUUCUGUUGCCUCAUCCAGUGCCAGCUGUGGAGCAGGGUGGCCAGGUGGGGUAGGAAAGACCAGUCCGUGCAAGCACAUUGUAGAGGGACUGAUUUCAGAGAUGCCACCAGCAAUCACAACCGUCUAGUCUUGGGAGUGAGAAAUCGAGUCCAUAACGUCAACCAGCUGACUGAAUCAGCAGAGGUGGAUAAGAGUGUGAAGGUAGGGUGUGUGCUGGUCCACUCAGAAAGAAGGCUUUCAGACGGAGGCUUAGAAAUGGCGGCAGUACAUAAUAAAGGCAGCAAUAGUGAGGAGGCAGAGCGGGCAAGUCCACAGGCAGCUUCAGUGUAUCAGGCGUGGGACAUCUGA